AUGAAUCACGAGACAACAGCUGCCGAUACGAGUACAUUAGUAUGGAACUCUGUAUUCCAAUUGCUAAACAAUCCCGAAUUCGGUCGAGAGGAACCUACGGACGACCUAGUCCUCAAAUUACCUCCAGGCCUAAUGGAACCUCGAUCACAUGAAGAUGUAAAACGAGAAAUUGAAAACCGAUAUUUGACUCCGAGUACGACGUUCCCGACUUCUUGGUUGUCCGAAUGUCAGCAGCAUUGGGAACGCGGUUCCGAUUAUCUCUCAUUGAUCACUAUCGAGCCAACCGAAGCGCGGAAAACUUUGGAAAUCACGCGCGAUCUUAUUACCGGACAAGUGACCGGUUAUGAAGAGGUCUCAUCGGCUGAUCCAUUCGCUGUUGCGUCCAUGCUUGGGGAGCCUGAUGAUGUAACGCCUGAGGCCAAUACAGUCGAGGCAGUCUCGAGAGAAUUGGAAGAUAGCUUGCUAGAAGAUGAACUGUUGACGGUACCUCCAGAUUUUGAGCGUGGAUUGAUUUUUGAGGAUGAGAAACACGGGAGGACGUUAUCGAAAGGCGUUGCCGCCAGCUUAAAUAUUACAGAAAUGUUAACGCAAGAGGAUGAUGUUAUUGAGCUGUUAGAACUGGAAGAAGGAAGCGCAAAGAAACCGCUUGAGGCAAUAAGUGCAGAUACUUUUGAUGAAGAACAAAAAAAUCCGUCGCUUUCGCAAGAUAAACUUGAAAAUGCUAUCGAUCAAUUGCUUCCAUCCGAGCCGCUUGUGGGAGGCGCCGUAAAAAUUAAAAAAACCGCCAAACUUUCUAAGGGACGUGAUUGGGCGCAUGAGGUGAAUCCCAAGGAUAUUCCUAACUUUGACGAAUUAUAUCCUGAACCAGCGAUGAAGGCAAGUCGGAAUAUCUUUACGUUCGACAAGCUAUACGAUUUCCAGAAACAAGCUAUUCACUAUUUGGAACGUGGUGAUUCAGUCUUUGUUGCCGCACAUACGUCGUCUGGAAAGACUGUUGUUGCGGAAUAUGCAAUUGCUUUGGCGAUGAAGCAUAUGACACGUACUAUUUAUACAUCACCUAUUAAAGCAUUGUCGAACCAGAAAUAUCGAGACUUCAGAAAAAAAGACAAGUUUGGAGAUGAUGUUGGUAUAUUGACUGGCGAUAUUCAGCUUAAACCCGAAGCAUCAUGUCUCAUUGUAACAACAGAGAUUCUGAAGUCUAUGCUGUAUAAACAAGCGGAUUUGAUCAGAGACGUUGAAUUUGUCAUAUUUGACGAAAUUCACUACAUGGAAAACAAGGAGCGUGGUGUGGUUUGGGAAGAAGUCAUUCAUUUGCUUCCGGCCCAUGUAAAUCUCAUUUUUCUGUCGGCAACCGUAUCGAAUGAAAUGGAGUUGGCUGGUUGGAUUGGGCGAACUAAAGAGAAAGACAUAUAUGUCAUCAAAACUGAAAGACGUAUGGUGCCGUUAGAACACUUUCUAUACGGUGACGGGGAACUACAUAAAAUUGUAGACAAAAAAAAGAAUUGGCUAUCCGAAGGAUGGUCGUCCGGCUAUUCAGCAAUUACCAACCCAAAGACAGAGGCAAAGGCGGGGGCCAAAACUGGAGCCAAAACAGGAGCCAGAACGGGAGCCAAAACGGGAGCCAAGACUAAGCAAGGACGGUCAAAUCCACGAAUGGCAACUCGUGGUGGUUCAAGUCAAAAGAACACGAAAGAGUUUGAUCGCAUGUUCAAACUACUCGAGGAUAAAGAUCUAUUUCCAGCCAUUUGCUUUUCUUUUUCAAGGAAGAAUUGUGAUAAGUAUGCGGACAAAUUGGCUAAAAGAAAUCUAUUCAAUGUUUCCGAUGAUGUUAAGAAUAAAAUACGCAAACGAGUUGACAAGGCGUUGAAGAACCUAAACGAGGAUCGGGAAUUGCCUCAAAUCAUCAGUAUGAAGAGAUUAUUGGAUAAAGGCAUAGGGGUCCAUCAUAGUGGAUACCUUCCGAUUGUAAAAGAGCUUGUUGAAAUGCUAUUUGCGAAAAAACUUCUUAAAGUUUUAUUUGCAACCGAGACAUUUGCCAUGGGUGUAAACAUGCCUGCUAAAACUGUUGUAUUCUUGGGUCUUAAAAAAAAUGACGGCGAGAACUAUCGCGUACUGAAGUCUGGUGAAUAUACACAAAUGUCUGGGAGGGCUGGUCGUAGUAAUGAGCAUGAUGAGAUUGGUGUUGUUAUUAUAGCUUGUCCCCCUCAAGAGCUUAUGGAUAAGAGUGUUGAUGUUCAGCGAGUUAUCCUCGGAAAACCCACAAAAUUAGAGUCUCAAUUUCGUUUGACUUAUCUCAUGAUUCUAAAUAUGUUGCGCUCCGAGGCUUUAUCGGCUGAGGAAAUGAUGAAAAAUAGUUUUUCUGCAGAUUGGCAUCAAAAAAAUGUGCUUCAAAACCAAAAGUUACUUGUAGAGGGCGAAAACUCUUUAAUUAACAUAAGGAAGUUAGAUUGUAUGAUUUGCAACAGGGAUAUACAAGACUUUUAUGACAAAUCUACGGAGAUUCUUAGGCUGGCCGUAAUUCUGAGAAAAAUACCGAAUUCCAAAUUUGAAGUGAUGCUUUUACAAGAUAAGAAUGCGGAGGGUGUAGCACCGCUUCCACUGACGUACAUUCAAAAUCCUCCUUCAAAUGUGGCAAAAGCAACGAUUCAAAUCAUACCUUAUACAGACAUUAUGAUAAUAACCGAGUCUACAAUCACAGUUAAUACGGGGUCCAUAGCGCGUGGUGACGAAAAAGAAAAAGCUAAAGUACUACAAGAUCUGUUACAAUAUGCGAAUGAGGCUCGAGCAGUCGGCGUCAUAGAACAUGAUUGGGCAAAGUUGCGUGAUCCUGAUUUCAAAUAUGCUUUCGCGGAAAGGAAUACUCUUAUGAAGCGCAUUGCACAGUUGCAGUGCACAAAAUGUCCCGAGUUUAAUGAACACUAUGGAAUUUUUCACAAGGAAUCCAAGGCAAAAUUCGAUGUAGAGCUUAUACGUUCGAAAAUAUUUAAUUCUGGUUUUGAACAGCAAGAGGAAUACGAUAUUAGAAAAAAGAUACUUAAAGAACUCGAGUUCAUUGAUAGCAAUGAUACUCUGACACAAAAAGGACGCGUUGCGACUGAGAUAAAUUCGGCUGACCCGCUGGUAGUGACUCAGUUGAUUUUUGAGAAUAAGUUUGCGGAUUUUACUGCCGAAGAGAUUGUUGCCUUGUUGUCAUGCUUUAUCUUUCAGGAGAAGAAGAAGAAGCAGGAUGAUGGGCCAAUUGAUCGAAACGGUGAAAAAUUCAAGGGUAGACAUAAUACGACUCACGAAAAAGUGGUAUACGUCAGGAGGGAUAAUGAUGAGGAAGAUCGAGAUGUGGAUGGUAAUAAGGAUGAUGACGAGGGGGAUGACGAGGGGGAUGACGAGGAUGAUGAUGACGAACUAAUGACAUUUAAAUUGCGAAAGGGAAAGAAGAUUAUAAGACGCAUUGCGAAGUUUAUGGACAAAGUACAAGAAGAUUUUGGUUUAGAGCCGCUCUUGGCGACUCCCAGUAUGGAACAACAUCUGGAAAACCUUAAUUUCAAGCUUGUGAACGUUGUCUACAAAUGGGCGCAGAAGAAUUCGAAAUUUGUAGAGAUUAUGAAGAUUUCCCCAGACGUACAGGAAGGAUCUAUCGUGCGAUGUAUUACUCGGUUACGUGAGACCUGUCGUGAAAUAAAGAAUGCAGCACGGAUCAUUGGUCGUCCAACACUCCAGAAGAAAAUGGAAGAUGCACUACAAUGUAUUGACAAGAGUAUCGUAUCUACUAUGAGUUUGUAUUUGUAUGAUGACAAUGCCGAAUCAGAUAGCGAAAAAGAGUAG
This is a messenger RNA of Paraglomus occultum, 3819 nucleotides long. NCBI's taxonomy places the organism in Eukaryota, Fungi, Glomeromycota, Glomeromycetes, Paraglomerales, Paraglomeraceae. The record is from the annotation of a GenBank genome assembly.